Gryllus bimaculatus (two-spotted cricket) is the source of this 2997-nucleotide messenger RNA. The record is from the annotation of a GenBank genome assembly. Lineage: Eukaryota; Metazoa; Arthropoda; Insecta; Orthoptera; Gryllidae.
GCGGCGCAGCGGCGCCACGCGACGCGCCUGCUGCUGCUGGGGCGCGAGGAGCGGCGGCCCGCGGCGCAGGGCUGGCUCACCAAGAACCCGCUGGGGCAGAUCAACAUGCGCGACGCGCGCGUGGAGGAGGUGGAGCACGUGAGCGACUCGGACUCGGAGGAGCGCGACGCGGAAGGCGGCGCCGGCGGCGAGCUCACCGACACGUGGCUCUAUCACCUGACUGUUGUGUCUGGAGGAGGACCGAGUGCAGGGACACAAUAUGAGCAGUUGGUGCAGAAACUAAUGGAAACAGAUGGAGAUCCAAGUUGUGUGCUAUGGAGGCAUCCCCAUCUAUUACACAGCAAGGAAAGCAUUGCAUCCCCUCUCACUACCCUUUCAUCUGAAGCACUCCAAGCAGAAGCUAUAAAACUUUUCAAGUCAUGCCAGCUCUUCAUCUCUGUGGCCCUGGAUAGUGCUGGUAUUGACUACCAUGUGGUGCUGGCUCAAAACGCGCUCCAGCAGUGUCUGGACAUGCCCGAGUUGCAGUCGGAGCUGGUGUGUGCUCUCAUAAAGCAGACGUCCCGUCACACGCACCAACGCCUGGGCGUGCAGGUAAAGCGCUCCUCCUCCUCAGGCGAUUCAGCAACCGGUUCAUCUGCACCGCUCCGGCGCAAGCACACCUCAGCAGGCCGACGUCUCGAGUUGUUUUUCUUGUGUCCAUAUUCAGGUACUCUCACUCGAUUGCUCACAGCUGCUGCUGUGCGCCACGCAGUCCUCUUCGCCUGCGACGCCUCCAGUUCUUCGUCGUCGAGCGCCUCUGCGCCCGCCGCUCGGGGGCGGGCGGCGGCGGCGGCGGUGGCGUGGCAGCGCGGCGGCGGGGUGCCAGCUGGCGGCGGCGGUGGCUCGUCCGCCGCCGCCGCUCCGCGCCCUCCGCCUCCUCCGCCGCCUCCGCCGCGCCGCCGCCUCCGACAUCACCACCACCAGCAGGCGACGGCGGUGGCGGCGGCGACGGCGGCGUCGGCGUCGGCGGCGUCUCUGCGGGGUCGACGGCGGCGGCGGCGGCGGGGCCCGGCGGCGCGCACGCUCCCCAACCGCCACGCGCAGGGUGCAUGGUCAGACAUGGUCUUUCCAACUCUCGAUCAUCGCUGUCGAUUUUUUCGAGAUUUGCCUGCGCUGGAAUAUCAAGAUCCGCUGGUCUUAGACCGCGCGCCUAAGAAAGACGCGGCGCAGGGCCAGACGUCGUCGACGGGCAGCGGCGUCGGUGGAGGCGGCGGCGGCGGAGGCGGCGGCGGCGGCAGCGGUGGUGGAGGCGGCGGCGGCGGGGGCCUUCUGGACUGCAAGACCAACCCGCCGGCCUUCGUGUUCGUGCAGGGCUGGCAACUGCUGGCGCUGGCCGUCAGCCUCUUCGUGCCCCGCAACAGCCGCCUGCUGUGGUUCCUCAAGCUGCACCUGCACCGCAACGCCGAUUCCAAGACGGAGUGCGGCAAGUACGCGGCGUACUGCGGGCGCGCGCUGGAGCGCACGCUGGCCAACGGCCCGCGCGAGGCGCGCCCAAGCCGCAUGGAGGCGCUGUCGCUGCUGCUGAAGAACCCGUUCCACCACUCGCUGCCGCACUCGAUCCCGGUGCACCUGCCGUCGGGCGCGUACCACGUGGUGGGCUUCGACGGCUCGUCCACGGUGGACGAGGUGCUGGCGGCGCUGGGCGGCGAGCUGGGCUGCCGCGACGCCGCGGCCUCGGGCUUCGCGCUCGCCUCCGACGACCCCAUCGAGCGCGACCUCGAGCACUUCGUCGACCCGCAGGCCAAGGUCAGCCCCCGUCUCACCAGCGCGCUCUCAGCGCCACCGCAACUAGCACAAACACCACCACCGGCACUCUCUCAGCGCCGACAUGAAGGCCUCUACCAGCACCACCACCACCAACACUCGCAACUCCACCACUACCAUCAUCAACCAACCCACAAUCAUCACCACCACCUCAGCACUCUCUUAGCGCCUCCACGAAGACCUCUACCACUAUCACUACUUCCUCCACCACUGCCUACAUCACCACCACCUUCACCACCACCACCAUCAUCACCACCAUCAUCACCACCAUCCCUGUGCUACCACCACACGCCCCACCACCUUCACCACCAUCAUCACCACUUUUACCUCUACCAUACCUCUACCAAUACCUCGCCCCCACCACCGCUGCUGCUUCUGUCAUCACCAGCACCUCCUCCACCACCAACACUCCCAGCUCCACCACUUCCAGCCAUCAGCAGAAACACCAUCAUCAACCAACCCAACAGUCAUCACCACCACCCUAGUUCUUACCACCACUUCCACGACCACCAUCUACAUCAACACCAUCCCUCUGCGACCACUAUCACUACCACCACCUCUCGCCCCACCAAUACCACCGCCACCACAAUCAUCUCAACCUCUUUCACCACCAUCAUCACGACCACGACCUCUUUCGCCAUCACCAAUACCAACACUCCCACCGCUACCACAAACACUAACCAACAGCCUCUACCACCAUCCACUACUAUCGCCCUUACCAUCCCUCCACCACCUCUAUCACCGCCAGCAACACCACCACCGGCAGACCACUCCCAAUACCAUCACUUCCACCACCACCACCAUCAUCACCACCAUCACUAUCCCUCUACUUCCUACUGCGCCACUACCAUCCAUCAUACAACAAACCCCGCCGCCAUGCAACCACUACCAGCGACGCCUCCGUCACCACCAUCCCUUCACCACUACGACCACAAACUCUAUCCCCACUACCACCAACCAACAACCAUUACCACCACCCACCACUUCCAACCCUACCAUCCGUGCACUAUCAGCUCAAUAUUCACCAGUACCGUAUACAGCACCCCCCUCCACUAUAACCGCCACCGGCAGCAACACUACAACAAACAACUCUGCACCACUAUCUACACCAGCACCUUAAAACCGAAACUGCAUCACAACUACUUCCCCUCUCCAACACAAUACCAUCCCACCACUACCACCAUCACCACUUAA